AUGGAGUAUUGGCGACAGUGCGCGCUGUGGCUGAUAAGCUGCAACGUGCUCCCCGCGAGCCACCGGGUGACUGCGGACUCGGCGCAGGUGUUUGACCUGGCGCAGACUUUGCGCGACGGGGUGCUGCUGUGCCAGCUGCUCAACAACCUCAGACCUCGUACCAUCAAUCUGAAGGAGAUCAAUCUCAGGCCACAGAUGUCACAGUUCCUGUGCUUGAAGAACAUUCGGACGUUCCUGACGUCGUGCUGUGAGGCGUUUGGGAUGAAGAAGAGCGAUCUGUUUGAGGCCUUCGAUCUCUUCGACGUGCGGGACUUUGGAAAGGUCAUGGACACGCUCUCCAAGCUCUCCUACACUGCAAUCGCACAGCAGGGAGGAUUCAAGCCAUUUCCAACAGAGGAGAGUCUAAAAGACGAGGACAUCUACAACAACCUGGAGGACCUGAUCGACGAGAAUGCCCUCGAGGAUGAGGAAGACUUAUAUGCAACAGUCUAUGGGCUGGAGGAGGACUAUGAUGGUGGAGACAUCUAUGAAGACCUCAUGAGGACUGAGCCGCAGCUUCAUCACCCACUGAGGCAGGUGGAGCUAGACGUUCGGACGUGCUGCCUAACAGAGAUCAAACAGACUGAGGAGAAGUACACAGAGACCCUGGAGUCCAUAGAGAAGUACUUCCUGAACCCUUUGAAGAAAUUCUUCUCGGCAGCAGAGAUCGACAAAGUUUUUCUCAACAUCCCGGACCUUGUUAAAGUACACAAGAGCCUAAUGGUGGAUGUACAGGACUCCAUCCUCAAUAGAAAUGCCUUAAACCUGUACCAGAUCUUCAUCACCUACAAGGAGAGACUUUUAAUUUAUGGAAUAUACUGCAGUCAGGUGGAGCUAGCCAUCGCGGUCUUAGACCUCAUCUGCAAGGAGAAAGAGGACGUUCGUCUGAAGCUGGAGGAGUGCUCCAAGAGGGCCAAUAAUGGGAAAUUUACUCUGCGAGACCUCCUGGUGGUCCCGAUGCAGAGAGUCCUCAAGUACCAUCUGCUCCUUCAGGAGCUAGUCAAACACACUCAUGAUGCCGCCAACAAGAGCAACUUGAAGAUGGCACUCGAUGCAAUGAAAGACUUGGCCCAGUAUGUCAAUGAGGUGAAGAGAGACAACGAGACACUAAGAGAGAUUGAUCAAUACCAGAGAUCCAUCGAAAACCUGAACCAGCCGCUGGUCAGCUACGGUCGGCCUAAAGGAGAUGGAGAGGUGCGCAUGGUCUCCAACAUUGACAAGAGGAAACAAGACAGACACAUCUUUUUAUUUGACGUGGCCGUCAUUGUUUGCAAGCGGAGGGGAGACAACUAUGAGAUGAAAGAAAUUCUUGACCUCAACUACUUCAAGAUCACCAACAACCCCACCUCUGACCGAGAGGGCAAAAAGUGGUGCUACGGGUUCUACCUUACUCACCAGCAGGGGCACACCGGCUUUGAACUCUUCUUCAAGACCAAAGAGCUGAAGAAGAAAUGGCUGGAUCAGUUCGAGAUGGCCAUAUCAAAUAUCCGACCGGAAAAUGCCAACAACAACUCCCACCAGUUUAAGAUGCACACUUUUGAGAGGAUCACUUCCUGUAGCUUCUGUCACCUCUUGCUCAGGGGCAUCUUUAACCAGGGCUACCUCUGUCUCAAGUGUGAACUGGGAGCCCACAAGGAGUGCCUGGGUCGACUGGGACUCUGUGGGAGAACAGAUUCAGCCAUGCCAAGGCCCCAGAGGAGCACCGUGACACGGAAGCAAGCAGACCCAGGUUUACCCCGAAUGCUGGUGAUCAGAGACUACUGUGGCGUACCCUGUCCCCAGUACGGACCCCCGCUGAGCAUUCAUGCUGGGGAUGUCAUCGAGCUGAUUUCCGGCGACCCGCACAGCUCCUGGUGGCAGGGCAAAGUUCUGGCGACGAACAGGAUCGGCUUCUUCCUGCGUGACGCAGUCAGGCCCUGCCCGUGUGUUCCAAAACCUGUCGAUUACUCUGCCCAGCUCUGGUUUGCAGGGCCUAUGGAGAGAUGUCAGGCUGAGGUUGAGCUCCAGGACAGAGGACACAGCACCUAUCUGAUUCGUAACAGGAGUAAGGAGUGCACAGAGUAUGCCAUCAGUAUCAAAUUCAACGACGAAGUCAAGCACAUUAAGAUUCUGACCAAGGGCGGCUGCUUUUACAUCGCUGAGAGUCGGCUCUUCAAGUCUGUGCUGGACUUGGUGGAGUACUACAAGCAACACUCUCUGAGGGAAGGCUUCCGAAGUCUUGACACCACUUUGCAGGUGCCUUACAGGGAGCCGGCUAACGCAGCAGGGCAGGAGUGGAGAAGGGGGGGUGAAUCGAUCUUUUCUCCUCGGGUGGUGGGCGUUGCGGUGGUGCGUUAUGACUUCUGUCCCAGAGACACGCAGGAGCUGUCUCUGCUGGAGGGAGACGUAGUCAAGAUCUACAACAAGAUGUCCAACGGCUGGUGGAGGGGAGAGGUCAACGGCAGGGUGGGCUGGUUCCCUUCUACCUACGUGGAAGAGGAGGACUGAGUCGGUUGGAUGAGCCUCCACCCGUUUGGUCCCCGGUAAGCGACGAGUCGCUCUGUCUGCCCUGAGAGUCAGACCACUUUGAUAAAUCCCAGAAACUGGCAGGCAGGAGAGUCCUCAGCCCCCUCUGCUGCCCUUCGACAGACUUUCAUAACAGCAUGGAUGUCAGAUCACCGAUUCCACGGGCGUCUCUCCGUCUCUUUCCUGUCUGUGCCCCUGUCUGCCCCUGCAGCCCACUGGGGACUGCGCAGGCCGUACCCAGAUAACCCCGCUGCCACCUGGAUCUGUUGCUCCAGUCUCAGAACCCCCACCCAUCGCUGUCUCAUGUUGGGCCCGGCCCGACGGAUACAUGAAUAUUUCAGGAGCAUCUUGCUCUGCUUGCUGCGAGCCAUUCCCAGCACAAAAGAGCAACUGGAAGUGAGGCUGAAUCGCAGAGUGGUUUAUCUGCCCCAACCUGAACACUGACCUUAAACCAAACACAAACCCGGUCACCUUGUCUUAUUGUGGAGGACUCCUGUCGGUUUGGUGUCGAUUUUGUCUGCCAGCCAGCACCGAUGAGAGGAGAUAAGGAGGAAUUUGUCACCUAAAUGAGAGCACAGGGUUGAACAGUGAAACUUUGCCUAUUGUUCAAACACAAUACACUAUGUUUCGAGGACUAUGCUAUUGUCGGCUGUCAACAAUGGGCUGUUGAGUGUGAUGUUCUGUCAUAUUGACUGCUUCGGCAUGUGUAAUUUGAUUAUGCUUUUAUCAGAGGCUGUUUUAUUUUUUACAUCCUUUUAGGCAGUGCUGAAAAUUUAUUGGCACCUUAAUAUGAAGGAUUGAUCGUUGACAUGAACGAACGCAUGUGAUCUUUAUUUAUUUC
Messenger RNA from Lampris incognitus (smalleye Pacific opah), 3385 nucleotides. Its product is annotated as guanine nucleotide exchange factor VAV3-like. Gene Ontology annotation, biological process: cell migration; intracellular signal transduction; regulation of GTPase activity. Gene Ontology annotation, molecular function: guanyl-nucleotide exchange factor activity; protein binding. Lineage: Eukaryota; Metazoa; Chordata; Actinopteri; Lampriformes; Lampridae. Gene Ontology annotation, cellular component: cytoplasm; plasma membrane. The record is from RefSeq and is a predicted model, not a curated record. The transcript is spliced from 29 exons. The coding region runs from base 1 to 2526 and encodes 841 amino acids.